AUGGGCUAUGUGCGUCCUGCCGCCCGGCAGUCAGUUUGGGUACCUCCUAAGAGUGAACUUAUUGUGUGGGGUCGCACCUGUACUGGGCCGGGUGGGAAAGAUUACUCUGCUGUACUGGAGGCUAUGCCCGACGCAGAGGCAUGGGGAGUAGCCAGAACCCUUGCCGUGGUUAAAAAUGGGCGUGUCCCCGUUCGCGUCUGCAACCCCCACCCUUACCCAGUUUCAAUAGGGCGCUAUCAAAACCUGGGCAGGUUAUACCAGGUGGAGGAGGCUGACGUCCAGGGAGCCCGUGACCUGAGCCUGAGCAUCGGUCCAGAUGGUGUUGUGGAAGUUGGCAUGGUAGACACCCGGAGCCCAGAGAGAAACUCAAACGAGGAGGUGAGCAAACUCAUUGAUUCAACAUGCUUAACGCCACAACAGCAGUCCGAGCUCCGCUCACUCCUGGAGAAGUGGAUGAAGGUUUUUGCGUCAGAUGAGGAGGAUUUCGGGAGGACUGACCUGGUCCAACAUCGCAUCCAUACUGGAGAAGCCCCGCCCAUCAAGGAAAGUAACGGGGAGCUCCAGCGGAAGCCCCAUGCUCAUGUGUGCUACGUGAGAAACAAGAUGGUGGAGAGUCUGCUGGGGGCCCGGUCCGUCUGCUGGGAGAAAGGCCAUUUCCCGGUGACCGCUCUUCUCUGA
This is a messenger RNA of Knipowitschia caucasica, 678 nucleotides long. The record is from the annotation of a GenBank genome assembly. Lineage: Eukaryota; Metazoa; Chordata; Actinopteri; Gobiiformes; Gobiidae.